This is a messenger RNA of Porites evermanni, 928 nucleotides long. NCBI's taxonomy places the organism in Eukaryota, Metazoa, Cnidaria, Anthozoa, Scleractinia, Poritidae. The record is from the annotation of a GenBank genome assembly.
AUGCAUGCACUGUUUAUCUAUGUUGCAGUCUUGUUAACAAUGGCUCGUGGUCAUCAAAAAUUUCAAUCACAGCAAAAAAAUCAACAGAAGCAGGAGAAGUUAAAAAAGGCUCAAAGUCAUGAUCAAAAAGGCGCUGCGCUGAAGGCCUUGAUCUUCACUUGUAGUGUUUGCAAGGUAUGUCAGGGCUCUGCAGAAAAUUCAUAGUAGAAGAGGAAAAAACUUAAUUCAAGCAGGGUACAGUUGAUUGCAUUAUUUCUCAAUAAUGAAACAGUCAUGUUUUGCAAGCCUAAGAUUGCACAACUUGGCAAAGAUUUUGUGGAAAUAAACCCUUCCAGGUUUUUUUCAACUGUUGAUGGGGUACAAAAAAUAAUUCUACAAAAACCAGUAUGAGAUGGGGGAGGGGGCACAGACUUACUCCUCUGUGAUACUUACUGUGAAACUUCGCAACUUUGAAGAGCCAUAUCUUGGCCUCCUUCGAAACACUUUGAGAAUUUACCAAUAUUUUAAGGAAUUAUUCCCAGUAGUCAUAUAAUACUGACCUGAAUUCUAACUUUGUCUUCAUAUUAGUUGCUAGUAACACUUCAGGAGACAAAACCGUUACAAAGGACUGUUAGGCUAGGGUUCUCAUUAAGUGCCAGCAAGCAGCUAAAAACCUUGCUACUCGAUCGCUAAGAUACAUUCUUAAAUUACAUCCUAGCUGUCUACUUUAGAGCCCUGACCUUUCUAAAUAAUGGAUUGCAGACUUGAUAUAUUUUCACAUUAAUGAUUAAAUUUUAAUCAUUCUUUGCUGUAAGGUGGUUAAAUUAUGGUAUUGUUAUCACUAAAUGAUAUUUUUCAGUCUCAGAUGCCUGACCCAAAGACAUACAAACAGCAUUUUGAGAGCAAGCACCCCAAAGCGACUCUACCAGCAGAAUUAGCUAGUGCUUAA